GUCUUGUCCAUUCUUCGAUUCUCUCUCAGAUUAAUCAAUAUUCAUCGAUCAUAUCUACAAUAAAAUUCAGGCGCCAAGUUGAUUGGAUCCGUACAGUUAGCUUAAAAAGAGAUGGAGAAUGGGGGAGCGGAGAAGAGCAAUGGGCAGGCGGCUGCAGCAGCGUCGUACACUUAUUGGGUUCGAGAAACGACGGCGGACGCCGCUCCCCUCCCUCUUCCCAAGAAACUCACCGCUCAAGACUUGCUUUCGAAUCAAUCUCAGCCUGCGACUCUUGGUUCUGCUUGGAAUAAGGCUGGAACUUGGGAGGAGAAAAACCUUAAUAACUGGGCUACACAAAGAUUAAAGGAAUUGCUUAAAUCAAUGGGCACAUUGGACUUGUCUCGCGGAAAGGCGGAAAUUUCUGAUGUAACCAAGUGUGUUGGUGAUGCAUUUUUGGUGACUGUACGAAACAAGAAGCGAGUAGGCUAUACAUAUGAGUUGACAUUGAAAGUUGAUGGCGAGUGGCAUAUACAAGAGGAGAAAAAAUCUGUUAAGGGCCAUAUUGAUAUCCUGGAAUUCUCAUUUGGCGAGCUCGAUGACUUGCAGAUGGAAGUGAAGCUAAGUGAAGAGAAGGAUUUCGUGCAGCAAGAUGAGCUGCAAAUUAUCCAGGACUUGAAGAAACUAUUUCUGCUGCCCGUCCGGGAGAAAUUGCUUAAAUUUGAGCAGGAACUCAAAGAUAGGUAGCAAGAUUCGUCUUUCGUUUCAUUUAAACUUUGGUUUUUGAUGAAAUUCAUUACUAGACUGGAACUGUAUUCUAUAUGUCCUGUAAGCCACUACUUUUAAUGGAACUUUAAGUAGUGGGAGAUAAGAUUGUUAAGGAGGCAAAGGGUUCCACAGAUAUAUGCUUAAAUGUGAACUACUAUUGUUGAGACAGUGCUUGAUUGCCUGCCUGCAAUUGUAACACUUAAAUUCAAUCUUCCAUUAGGGG
This is a messenger RNA of Hibiscus syriacus, 967 nucleotides long. RefSeq lists its product as uncharacterized. The record is from RefSeq and is a predicted model, not a curated record. NCBI's taxonomy places the organism in Eukaryota, Viridiplantae, Streptophyta, Magnoliopsida, Malvales, Malvaceae. Gene Ontology annotation, cellular component: cytosol. Bases 112 to 723 code for a protein of 203 amino acids. Gene Ontology annotation, biological process: protein folding; positive regulation of ATP-dependent activity. Gene Ontology annotation, molecular function: ATPase activator activity; protein-folding chaperone binding. The transcript is spliced from 6 exons.